This is a messenger RNA of Myotis davidii, 1010 nucleotides long. RefSeq names its product olfactory receptor 4F15. Gene Ontology annotation, biological process: G protein-coupled receptor signaling pathway. The record is from RefSeq and is a predicted model, not a curated record. Gene Ontology annotation, cellular component: membrane. The coding region runs from base 24 to 968 and encodes 314 amino acids. NCBI's taxonomy places the organism in Eukaryota, Metazoa, Chordata, Mammalia, Chiroptera, Vespertilionidae. The transcript is spliced from 2 exons. Gene Ontology annotation, molecular function: olfactory receptor activity; G protein-coupled receptor activity.
CAUUGACCUUGGUGUUUGAGACAAUGGAUGGAAUGAAUCACUCCACAGUAUCAGAGUUUGUGUUCCUUGGACUCACCAAUUCAUGGAAGAUUCAGCUUCCCCUUUUUGUCUUCUCCUGUUUGUUCUACUUGGGUGGCAUGAUGGGAAACCUUGUCAUUGUGUUCACUAUAACCUUCGAUGCUCAUCUACACUCCUCUAUGUAUUUCCUCCUGGCUAACCUCUCAGUCAUUGAUAUGUUUUUUUGCUCAAUCACAGCCCCUAAAAUGAUUUAUGACAUUUUCAAGAAGCACAAACACAAAGCCAUCUCCUUUUGUGGAUGUAUUACUCAGAUCUUCUUCACUCAUGCUGUUGGGGCCGCUGAGAUGGUACUGCUCAUCACUAUGGCCUUUGAUAGAUAUGUGGCUAUAUGUAAACCUCUCCACUACCUGACUAUCAUGAGUCCAAGAAUGUGUCUAUACUGUUUAGUCACUUCCUGGAUUGUUGGCUUUAUCCAUUCAUUGAUUCAAUUAGUUUUUGUGGUAGAUUUGCCUUUUUGUGGCCCUAAUGUAUUGGACAGUUUUUACUGUGACCUUCCUCGACUCCUUAGACUUGCCUGCACAAAUACACUAGAACUGGAGUUCAUGGUUACUGUCAAUAGUGGGCUUAUUUCUGUGGGAUCUUUUGUCUUGCUGGUCAUUUCCUACAUAUUUAUUUUGUUCACUGUUUGGAAGCACUCUUCAGGUGGUUCAUACAAGGCCCUCUCCACUUUGUCAGCUCAUAUCAUUGUGGUGGUUUUGUUCUUUGGGCCCCUGAUGUUUUUCUACACAUGGCCUUCUCCCACAUCACACCUGGACAAAUAUCUUGCUAUUUUUGAUGCAUUUAUCACUCCUUUUCUGAAUCCAGUCAUCUAUACAUUCAGGAACAAAGAAAUGAAAAUGGCAAUAAAGAGAUUGUGCAGUCGUCUUGUGCGUUACAGGAAGAUUUCAUAAAUGAAUUGGUUUUGAUGAUAUGGAACUAUAGAUUCUCCCUCA